AUGAUGCAGCGAUCAGCCAUGCCGGCCUCGUUCGCGCCCCACCACAUCUCCCGCGACCACGAUACAGACGACAGUGAAGCGGGAGACUUUGCCGUGUCCAGUGAGAACGAUACCGAGCACGAUGAGGAAGAGGAACUGCACGAGCUGCACGAAUCUACGAGUCUAGCAAGGCGAGCAACACAAGACCUUCAGGACGGUAUUGGAGGGCGCAAGAACUCGAUCAACGCUGGGACAAGAGAAAAUGCCCCCGAAGCCGUCGAGGAUGGGCCCGAGGAGAGUGAAGAAGUGUUAGGUCUGCUUCCACGUGAUAAGCAGAGGAGGACUACGCAUUACAAUUACCAUCUGGAGAAGCAAAUGUCGCAUGUGGAAGCCAAACAAUUCUACCAAAAUCAGCUGCAGAGUUCUUUGGUGAGUAUGACGGAUGAAGCAGGAGGUACGGCUGGGAAUAGUCCUGUGGUGGGCAUGAGUCCGGUGAUCAGGGCCAGGACGCAGUCGAGUCUUGCUGGUGGUGAUGCGGGGAGUAGUUCGGGCAGGAAUCCCGGUUUCAGGCUAGGUGCUAGAGGCUCGAAGGAAGGGUUGGCUGGGUACAGGAGUGCUUUGCCUGUCAACUUAAAUGACUCAGGCAAGCAACCAGCAAAGCCCGAACACAUCCGCGCGAACGGCCAAUCGAAUGAAAACCUCUAUUUUCAGGCCGACCAAGCAGCGCGAGCACAUUCUCACCACCCAGGAUUGCCACACGAAUCGAAACCGAUGCUUGAGAAGGAAGGGAUCCAUGGCGCUGGCGCUGGAAUAGGAGUCGGUGUGGCAGGAGACUCUAGUGUCGCUUCCGAGUUGAAUGCCAUCUACAGCAAUAUCCAGAAGAUUCUGGAUCUACGGCAUAAGUACAUUCGACUCUCACUCCAGGGACCGACUGAUAAUCCCAAGGAUGAUCCGAGUUGGCCGGUUUAUCCUUCUAUGCCGGAGCCUGUAUGGCAGGAGAAUAAGCCCCUUGACGGUGAGAGCGAGGAGACUACUACUGCUCCUGCUUCGCCGCUUUCUGCGAGGGCGAGGAGGCCACGUAAGAUGGGGCAGGAUAUCGGAGAGGACUUUGAGCUGGAGGAGUGUUUACCUCUACCUGAAGCGGCGGAGAUGUCUUACGAGCUAGACGAAAAUGGAGUCUACCAAGUUUACGAGACGUCAAAGUCGGCGGAGAUGGGCGAGCCGAUUCUGCAGAUACCAACGAUACGGGAGUUCUACAUGGAUCUGGACGCUAUACUUGGAAUCUCAUCCGAUGGUCCAAGCAAGUCGUUUGCGUUUCGGCGACUGCAGUAUCUGGAGGGCAAAUUUAACCUGUACGUUCUGUUGAAUGAGUAUCAGGAGAUUGCCGAUACGAAGGCUGUGCCGCAUCGAGACUUCUAUAAUGUGCGGAAGGUGGAUACGCAUGUUCAUCAUUCGGCCUGCAUGAAUCAAAAGCAUCUGCUCCGCUUCAUCAAGAGCAAGAUGAAGAAGAGUCCGGAUGAAGUGGUGCUGUUUAGGGAUAACAAGUACCUUACCCUACGAGAGGUGUUUGAGAGCAUCAACCUGACGGCGUAUGAUUUGAGCAUCGAUACCUUGGAUAUGCACGCCCAUACCGACUCCUUCCAUCGUUUCGACAAGUUCAACCUCAAGUACAAUCCUGUUGGCGAGAGCAGAUUAAGGACGAUCUUUCUGAAGACCGAUAACCAUAUUGAAGGCCGGUAUUUGGCUGAGAUCACGAAGGAAGUCAUUAGUGAUCUGGAAAGCAGCAAAUACCAAAUGGUUGAAUGGCGCAUCAGUAUCUACGGCCGCACACUGGACGAGUGGGACAAAUUGGCUGCCUGGGUGGUGGACAACAAACUCUUCUCCCCGAAUGUGCGAUGGUUGAUUCAGGUCCCGAGACUUUUCGACGUCUACAAAUCUUCCGGUCUGAUGGAGAAGUUCGAGGAGGUCGUCACGAAUCUCUUCCAGCCGCUGUUUGAGGCUACGGCGAGUCCGCAGAAGUACCCUAAACUGCACAUAUUCUUGCAGAGAGUCAUCGGCUUCGACUCCGUGGAUGAUGAGAGUAAGACGGAGAGGAGAAUCUACAGGAAGUUCCCGCUUCCUAGGAAUUGGGACACGCCUCAGAAUCCGCCGUAUAGUUAUUGGAUCUACUACCUUUUCGCCAACAUCGCCAGUCUGAAUGUUUGGCGUAAGCAGAGGGGGUUCAAUACUUUUGUGCUGAGGCCGCACUGUGGUGAGGCUGGGGAUACGGAUCAUCUUGCUGCGGCGGUGCUGUGUUGCCAUAGUAUCUCACAUGGUCUACUGCUGCGUAAGGUCCCGCUGCUGCAAUAUAUCUUCUACCUGGAACAGAUUGGGGUGGCAAUGAGUCCGCUUUCGAACAAUGCACUCUUCCUGGCGUAUGAACGGAAUCCCUUCCUUCAAUAUUUCCGGCGUGGCCUGAACGUCAGCCUGAGCACUGAUGAUCCUCUCCAAUUCGCUUUCACGAAAGAGCCGCUGAUUGAGGAAUAUGCUGUUGCAGCACAGAUUUACAAGCUUAGUGCGGUGGAUAUGUGCGAACUUGCAAAGCACUCGGUCUUACAGUCUGGCUUCGAACAUACGGUCAAACAGCGCUGGCUGGGGCAGAACUUCCACCUCCCAGGCGUGGCAGGCAACGACAUGGCUAAAGUGAAUGUGCCGAAUAUUCGCGAGGCAUUUCGGCAUGAGACGUGGUUGCAGGAGAUGGCGAUGAUUGAUCGUUAUACACGUCCCCAAGGCGCAGGACAGCAGCGCCUUAGUACGGUGACACUGCCAGCCGAGGCGCAAGGUGGUGGUGUGGGAAUGGUGGAUCGGACGACCGGGUUGAAUGUUACCAUGAUGGGCCUGCCGAGUCCGACGUUUAGUAUGAAAACACAUCCUAGUGCUACGAAUCCGCUUGCUGGGGAUGGUGGUGCACAAUUUGGCAGGGAUGGUGCGAACGGAAGUCAGUUUGUCGAUCCUGGAACUGCGGGACAGGCGAAUCAUCCUAGUUCGUCUCGGACGGCUGAUCAGGCGAUGGGCUCAGGUAGUAGGGGUAUGGGUGGCAUGACUUUCACCUCGCCUACUACUUAUGGUGGCCAACCACAUUUCCCGCCCCAGCCGCCAGAACCUGGAAAUGCACUCACACCUUCUGCUACUACUGCGACUUCGACGCCACUAUCGGCAGGCUCUUCCACGUUACAGUCUGGAUCUUUUGGCGGUCUGAGCAUGAACAACGUCGAGCCGAGGAUUUUCCCAGGCGUUGUCAGUGGACAGCGCAGGAGAUCAUCCAUCUUACGCGGCAUCCCAGGCUCGACUUCCAAUUUGAGUGCUGCUGGAAACGCACCCGGAGAAGAUGGGGAUGUGUUGAGCGGGAGUGUGGGAAGUCUAGGGUCUGUGGAUAGGAGGAUGGCGGCCUUCACGUUGGUGGGCGAAAGUGCGCCGGAUGUUAUUGCUGAAGCUGGUGUGGAGACUGAUGAGGAUGAUUGA
Recurvomyces mirabilis is the source of this 3480-nucleotide messenger RNA. RefSeq names its product AMP deaminase (gene AMD1). The record is from RefSeq and is a predicted model, not a curated record. The transcript is spliced from 2 exons. Gene Ontology annotation, biological process: IMP salvage; AMP metabolic process. Gene Ontology annotation, cellular component: cytosol. Lineage: Eukaryota; Fungi; Ascomycota; Dothideomycetes; Mycosphaerellales; Teratosphaeriaceae. The coding region runs from base 1 to 3480 and encodes 1159 amino acids. Gene Ontology annotation, molecular function: AMP deaminase activity.